Bactrocera oleae (olive fruit fly) is the source of this 5843-nucleotide messenger RNA. RefSeq names its product serine-rich adhesin for platelets. Gene Ontology annotation, cellular component: extracellular region; plasma membrane. Lineage: Eukaryota; Metazoa; Arthropoda; Insecta; Diptera; Tephritidae. The record is from RefSeq and is a predicted model, not a curated record. Gene Ontology annotation, molecular function: protein binding.
GCUUGUUUAAGCGGCCGAAGUGGCAAUCGCUAUUUGAUCCGUCAGCGUCCGCUCAUUUUUAGUAGCUUCGUUUAAGCUUAACUGUUUUUGUUGUUGCUGGUUGCAUUGCCUUUUUAAGUUUUAUUUUUCAAAUGCCAUUCACAACGUAAUUGCUUUCGCUGAGACAUUGAGACUUGAACUUGUCAAUCGCGCGUGGCUUAACUUCCCCUUUUAUUAUUGUUUUAGUUAUUGUAAACCACUUCACUGCGGUGUAGCCUCUCCACUCAAUAUGCAUGUGUACCUACAUAUAUACCAUACUUGAUAACAAUCCAUAUUAACUUAGGUUUGCCUGUGCUCUGAGCUCACCGCUCUUGAUGAUCAGAUCUCAGAUUUGUAUUCGCGCUCGCUCGCAAGACACAGGUGCGCGGAGCGUUGGCGCUCAUCAGUAACCACUUCACUGGGGCCAUUUACUUGUUAUACACACUACUUUUCCAUUUGUAUGUUGAUCUGUUUGUAUAUUUGUAUAUUGUACAUGUAAUAUAUGUGAACUGACGUUGAAUUUACUAGCUGGCGAACAUGCUCGUGUCUUCGGUUACCUUAAUUUGUUGGCAUUUCAAAGUUAGUUUAUUGCGAGAUUUCAAGCGCUUGAGUUUUUCCGUUUUUUGGCUUGUCGUAACAAAAGCGAUGCCAAAAUUAAGUUUCUGUGUUGUAUAAAGCAAAUAAAUAUAUAUAACAAAAUAUACAAAUAAAUAAAUAAAGAAAAUAAUUGAAUAAGUUUUACUCUAUUGUGAAUUAUAACUUUUGAUACUAAAACAGUAACCAGAAAUAUUACAGUAAAAGUAAAUAUUGCGAAUUCAGCAGAGCCUCUGGCAACCAAAAUUAAUAAUAUAAACUUAAUUAACAAAAGAAAAAAGUUCAUAUAUUGCUUAAAAAUGUACGACGGUGGCAUAAAUUAAAACAUAUUAAGGAAUGAUCGAUUUCAUUUCGGUGACUAAAAGAUAUAUAUAAAAAAUAAAUUAUAUCUCAAAUAAUAAAAAUUAAAUCAACGCAAUAUAUUAUAUGUUUCUCCACUUAAUUAAAUUAACACAGUUAAGAAUUUCCUUAUAAAAAUUCAAUAUUAAACUUAAAUAUAUGUGAAAAAGGAAAGCAAAAAUAAAUUUCUUUCAUUGAUUUUAGUAUUCAAAUUUCAAAAACGUGCAAACUAGGUAAUAAAUAUUUAUUUAUUUUUUCUUUUCCGUGGCAAAUGCUAAAAAAAUUGUGCCGCAAAAAUUUGAGCAAAGCUGUGAAGUGAGUUCAACAAUAAAAUUUUCUUCCCAUUGGCGGUAAUCAAAAUAAAAUAAUUUCGAGACCUUUGAACUGGGACGCAUAAAGGAGAGAUUAAAGCGUCGUCGCAAUUGCUUCUUUUGUCAAAUCGCGAAGUAUAGCAUUUACAUACACCUUCUAAAAACGCCAGGAGAGUUGGGCAAUCCAAAGGAAAUCUUGCGUAAUUGAUAUUGACUGAUAUGUGUUACGAAUGAGGUAUACUUACGGCUUGCAUCACAGACGUCUACAUGGAAGAACUCGUUUGUUAAAUCAAUCGUACUAAAUACUGGUAAAUAUGCUUAUCAACGAACUGCCUUGCAAUACAGCGUAGGCACUUGUUUGAAGCUUCGCGGAAAAAUGUUAAAACUCCCGUUACACAUUGCUUCUGUCACAUAUGUAUAUUUUGAAUAUACGCAACACAAUUUUAAGUUUCAUCAAUUGGUAUUCAGUUUUUGUGAGCAAUGGGACCAAAAUGAGAACUGGUGAAAAAGUUGCCUGUUUAAGGAAAAACAACAAGUGAAAUUAUUAAAAUUCUCCACAGCCUUGAUGUUAACCGCAGAUUCGUGAAACGUACUGUAGCUCGAUUGCAAAAAGUGGUAGUGUUAAAAUAUCAAAAAAACCUGAUCGCAGUUUCACGGUCAAAACUCCAAGUCUGAUGAAGACUAUACGAACAAGGAAAAAUUGUACAAUUUCUGGAAGGCAAAUGGCUAAGGAUCUCAACGAUAGACGAAAAACCAUCAGAAACAUUAUUAAUAAAAAUUUGGGAUUGAAGGCGACAAAAGCUAGUGACAAGAGAAAUAAUAUUUGCUACUGCGGCGGCACGCAAAUUGCGAGAUUGUGUUUUCUGAUGUAAAACUUUUUGUGUUACAGCUUUUCAUCCACAUUAACCAUUUGUGACCGCAAUUCCUAAGAUACUAAUUCUCGCGCCAAACGAAAAUGUGUAACAGACGAAACAGCCGACUCUGGUUCAAUAACCUUGCCAUUUUAAUUUGCUUGAUGUGCAGUGGCCUUAUCUGUACAAAUGCCGCUAUGCGUUACUACCACGUAAUGCCAAUCGAAACCAUAGGCAAUGGGGGCGACCACUCGCCAAUAUUGAGGCUAAGGCGUGAUAUUUCCGCCAAACUGAUACUGCAGGAGCAACCAAAAGAGAUCAGCUCGACAGUUGAACCAGUACCAGCCGUGGUCGACCAGCCGCAAGGUCAGUGUUUGCUGGACGGUGUCCUUGUGAUGGAAACGACUGUUACAUGUGAAAAGCAAGUAGGCUGUCGAGCCAUACAAAAGACAGGACAGUGUUGUCCUGAUUACAAAUGCGAUUGUCAAAAAGAUGGUAGAAUUUAUUUGAAUGGUGAUAAAUUAGUAGAUCCGGAAACACCAUGUACGGUGUGCUAUUGUCAAGGUGGUGAAAUACUAUGCAGUUCUGUGACCUGUUUUCAUCGUGAUGAUUGUAAGCCCAAGUACAUACCCGGCCGCUGCUGUCCGGAAUAUGACAAUUGUCCUGUAUCCAUUUUCGAUCCAAGUCAUAACGGAAAUCAAUCGCACAAUCCAUCAGCACCCAAAGAAACAAACGCCGCUAUCGCAUCUUUGGGUCAGCCAGUACAAAAAACAGUUCCUCAAAAUACGAAAAUCACUAUUAAGGAGAUCACCAAACCGAUUGAGAUACGCAUUACCGAUGCUAACAAAGCCAUACCAAUUCAACAAAUUUUCAAACCUCAAGCUACAAUAACUACCAGAAUAGCAACAACGGAGUCAACAUCAACAGCAAUAACUGACGGCAGCGCUGCAACGCAGAUGACUGCAAGUGUACCCACCUCAACACCAAUAAUAACAACUGACUUGGAAGACAGUAUCAGUGAUGAGAGUACAUCAACCGUAACUAUAACCGGUUCAAAUGUCAACAACGACAGCAACUCAAGCUUUGGUUUAGACAACAACCGCCAAAUUAUAAUUCCAGUGAAUGGGGGCAUUAAUAACGGCGAGAGCUUAAAGCUUAGCGCUUCUGUCGCUUACUCAAGUACAAAGCCCAAUACUGUUAAGGUAGUUUUACCACAAAGCGCUGCAAGCGCUGAAAAUAGUAAUAACGAUAAGGGUGAAGUUUCAGCGGUAGUGGAACAGCUUAAUGAAGACAAUAGUGAGAUUCUCGAAUUCGGAGCACAAGAGCUACCACAUGAUGCAUUCUUUAAUGAUUCAACGAAAAUAAAUAUCAAGCGUGAGAAUUUAGCAACAACAGAACGAACAAUAUCAGCAGAGCCCAUCGAGGAAUAUGAUUUCCCACAGCUUUUGGUAGGUAAUGGUGGUGGACAAAAUGACAGUUUGCAGUCCCAGGGCAGUUUUGACUUUGAACCAGAAACAGCGGACAGUGAUAAUGUUUAUCACAUUAUCUUGACCACUUCAGGACCACGCAUGGAUGGAAACACUGACGGUUUUGUCAAUUUUAAGCAAAGUGAAGAUAUUCAACUCCCUUCCUUUGAGAUACAAGCUUCAGCCUCAAAUCCUCAAGGCGCUGUAAUACUACCCCCACCACAGCUUUCAAAUUUCACUAGUUCACCAUUGCAUAUGAAAAGUACAACUCAAAAGUACAAAGUACUAGCUAAUGAUUUAACUUCUACUUCACAUAACAUAUUCACAAGCACAGAGCAGCUCGCAUUAUCUUUUAUCUCUACAGAAUCUCCAAAACAUUCUUCAGAAAAUGGACAUCAUGUAGAAGAGGAGGAAACCGCUUUAACAGUGGAAUCAAAUCCUGCAUAUCCUUCACUACCCGAAGAUGAUUUUAGUUUGAGAGAUGUAAAUUUUCCAAUAAAUGAAGGCGAUGAUGCUGUGGAGACAGACGAAAAGGAAGAACAGCGUAGUAUCCCAUUUGAUGUUUUUAGGUCACGCAAACCGGUGGAGGAAGGUAGUGGUAAUGGUGUUGAAUUUAUGGAAGCAUCAUCUACUGCAAUUUAUGAAGCAUGCGUUGACUGUACAACUAAAAACUUAUCAAAACUUUCAGCCAAGGUGGCUCUUUUUAUGAAUUCAGCUGAAGAUCUAUUUGCUGAAACAUCUAUUUAUAACAAUAGCGACUUUAUAUCCGAUCGCUUCUCGCGUCUUGCAAUCAAUGCCACAAACUCCGAUUCCAACGAAUCAAUUGAAAUGCAAUUGACUAGUGAAUUAGGUAGCGGUGAUUCAGCAGAAGUAAAGAAGAAGCUUGAGAAAAGACGUGAACCAACUACACCUCGCCCAAGACCAAGCUCCGCUGUGGCUAUAGAUAUUGAUGAGCUGAGUGGAAACCCUUCCGGUGAUGGCAAAAGUGAUCCAAACGUUGAUCCCAAGCUUGAUGCGGAGAGUAUAAAGGCAGACGAGGAUCUAGAGGAUGGCAUAGUAAAACAGGAAACGGGUCUAAAGGAAGAUGUGUUGACAGUAAUUGCGAAACCAAAAGAGGAGCGUACAGUUGAGGAGGUCCUUUUGGAAUCUGAAACUGGCAGAAUACAAUCAGAUCAGAUAAAAAAUUAAGCUAAUUAAAGUUAAAUAGUUAAAAAACUGAAAGAAUUAGAAUAUAGAUAAAUAUAAGAAUAAGAGGGAUCAAAUAUGUAAGUAUUUUAAAAUUAAAUACAUAAUUGCAAAAUAUAUUUUAGAAAUGCAUUAACACUUUAACACUGAAUUAUGCGUCAUUUGUUAAACUUUUUAACGUCAGUAGAGUGUGUAACAAAAAACGCCAAAGUUUUCGAUAGUUUCUCUUAUUAUUUACAAUUGAACAAGUUUUUUUUUAACAAAUGUUCAAGUACAAUGUCUUUGUGACUGUAAAAAGAAAUCUGAUUUCUCAAGUCUUCACAAAGUUUGAGACACCCAUUUAUUUAUAAUAAUUGGUAUAUUAUGCCUCCAACGAAAAUUUUAUCCACUAAAUCUAAUAAUAUCACCUAAAGGUCUUUGUUCUCCAAUUUUUUAAAUUUUAUUUGUAUAUACUUGUAACACCGAUAUAUUGCACUAGUUACCACCAUUUAAAUUAAUAAUUACUGUAUUCAAAACAUAUAAAUCAGGUCUAGCAUACUAUCAAUUUUCUGUUAAUUUGUAAUCAAUACAUUUUAACAACACCAAAACACAACAAGUAAUGUUUUUGGUUUCACAUAAUUUGCUGCUCAGGCCAUGUACAAGUUUUUGAAUAGUUCUUAUUAUAAAAUUUUCUUCAGUCUUCUUAAAAUAAAAGUAGCAUUUCUACGGUGCUUUAAUAAUAAAAUAAAUUACUAAAUAAUUAAAACAAUAUAAAUAUUCGUGACUAUUUAAAUCAUUGUUAUAUUGUACAAUGCUCUUUUAUAAAUUAUUAUUAACUAUUUUUUGUUUAUAUACUUAUGUAUUUCUCUUGUUUUAUGGCCUGUUCAAAAUAUUAUUCCGAAUGCAUGUAAGGAGACUGUAAGCAUUAAUGUAACCCAAAUUUUUAUCUUUAUGUCUUAGAAAAGCACAACUAUUAAGUAAUUUGUCAGAAGUUUUAUUUGGCUAAUCUUAUACCAUAUUAAAAUGCAUUAUUAGAGAAAGGGAAAGAAUCUUGAGAUAGAUCAGUGAAACUGAAUAAAAACUAUAAUAUUUAACAGCAA